AGCAGACAACGCGACGGCACUUAGCUAGUGAAUCGCGUUGAGCUUUUACACCCCUGGGGCAUAUUUGGAUCUAUCAUUACUCUUAAUGAUAAUUACCUCAGAAACCUUCUUCCUAAACAACCUCUUACUGCAAGCUCACUGAAAUACCCAAAUCUCAAAGCAUCCUCUUCAAAUUCAAUACAGCCCCUCACGGUCUAGCCAAAAUGAGUGAAGAAGCGCACAAGUUAGAAGGAAACUGAGGAGCAAAGCAAAGGAGGAGAAGCAAUGGCAAUGAAAAGCAGCACUGCAACAAAAUCUCUGUUUCUCACUUUCACUCUCCUCUCCCUUCUCUCCCUUUCUCUCUUCAUCUUCUUUUUCUUCACUUCCCCUACUACUCAACCUGCAACUUCCCUUUCCCAAACUACCCUCCCUUCCUUCCAGAACUCCAUCAAAGUGUACGUAGCCAACCUUCCCAGAUCCCUUAACUUUGGCUUACUCGAACAAUACUGGGCUUCCAAUCACCCCGAUUCUCGAAUCCCCGCGGACCCGGACCAUCAGAUCCCAGGUACCCAUUUCACCAAAUCCACCAAAUACCCUCCUUAUCCUGAGAAUCCAUUGAUCAAACAAUACAGUGCGGAGUACUGGAUCCUUGGUGAUUUGGAAACCCCUGGAGAGCUAAGAACUGGAUCUUUUGCUAAAAGGGUUUUUGAUGUUAGUGAGGCUAAUGUUGUUUUUGUUCCUUUUUUUGCUACCCUGAGUGCCGAGAUGGAGUUGGGAUCGGGAAGCGGUGCGUUUAAGAAGAAAGCUGGAAAUCGAGAUUACUCCAGGCAAAAGGAAGUGGUGGAUUUUGUGAGGAAAACUGAGGCUUGGAAACGGUCUGGAGGACGGGAUCAUGUUUUCGUUCUCACUGACCCAGUUGCAAUGUGGCAUUUCAGAGCAGAGAUAGCCCCAGCUAUUUUACUGGUUGUGGAUUUUGGUGGGUGGUUUAGGCUUGAUACUAAAUCAUCCAAUGGUAACUCAUCAGACGUGAUACAUCACACCCAAGUUUCAUUGCUUAAAGACGUGAUUGUUCCAUAUACCCAUCUGCUUCCUAGGCUGCAGUUGUCAGAAAACAAGAAACGACAAACCCUCCUUUAUUUUAAGGGAGCUAAACACAGGCACCGGGGAGGCCUAGUUCGAGAAAAAUUAUGGGACUUGUUGGUUAACGAACCAGGAGUUAUUAUGGAAGAAGGGUUCCCUAAUGCCACUGGAAGAGAGCAGUCAAUUAAGGGGAUGAGAUCAUCAGAGUUCUGCUUGCACCCAGCUGGUGAUACUCCCACUUCAUGCCGACUUUUUGAUGCCAUCCAAAGUCUUUGUAUUCCCGUGAUUGUCAGCGACAAUAUUGAGCUCCCCUUUGAAGGGAUGGUGGAUUACUCAACAUUUUCAGUUUUUGUGGCAGUAAGUGAUGCUUUGAGACCAAAUUGGCUUGUUGCUCAUCUUAGAAGUUUUGCUGAAAAACGUAGGGAUGAAUUCCGUCAGAAUAUGGCUAAGGUGCAGCCUAUUUUUGUGUAUGAUAAUGGCCAUCCGGGUGGCAUUGGGCCAAUUCCUUCUGAUGGUGCUGUAAAUCACAUUUGGAAAAAGGUUCAGCAAAAAUUGCCAGCGAUUAAGGAAGCCAUUGUUCGAGAGAAAAGACAACCAGUGGGUAUAUCUAUUCCAGUUCGAUGCCAUUGUACCUGAAUGCACGAUUCUUUUCUUCUUUUUUGGCACUUGAUUCUUUUUCAACUUGCAUAAGGCUAUGGUUGUUUGACACAAUGAAAAGUUCAAAACUAUAAAUUAUAAUGAAAUUGUUAUAGAGCCAAGUCAUA
This is a messenger RNA of Theobroma umbraticum, 1823 nucleotides long. RefSeq names its product Exostosin family protein. The record is from RefSeq and is a predicted model, not a curated record. NCBI's taxonomy places the organism in Eukaryota, Viridiplantae, Streptophyta, Magnoliopsida, Malvales, Malvaceae. Gene Ontology annotation, molecular function: glycosyltransferase activity.